GUACCUUAUUACCCACCUCUCAGACUGUCACCUCAGAUCUACUACCGAGCAAUUUACCAAUUUCCAUACCUACCAUCAACCCACCACCGAAACAAAAGCGCAACUCAGCAAAACCUCCAAUCCACCCACUCAGGCCCAUCCAAACACAACCCAACAAGAAAGUCCCUCGACAUACAUAACCAAAACCAACCCCACAACCAGACCAGAAGGGAAAAAAAAAAGAAAACAAAUCAACCAAAAUGUCCUCCAACGUCGGCCUCUCCACGCCCCGAGGCAGCGGCACAUCGGGCUACGUGCAGCGCAACAGCGCGUUCAUGAAACCCCGCAACACGGGCUACGGGGCGCCUUACCCGCCCGUCGCAGGCGCAGGCGCCGCACUGGACGCGGGGAAACCGUUCAGGCAGCGGAUGCCGGAUCGGCAGAUUCUGGAACAUGAUCGGCGGAGGGAGAUCGAGGUGAGGGUUAUGGAGGAGAGGGAGAGGUUGGAGGAGGAGAAUGAGGAGAUUGAGGAGAUGGGUGAGGAUCAGAAGGCGGGGAAGGAGGAGGAGAGAGGGGAAAAGAAAGGUGGGGAGGAUGGGGAGGUUGAUGAGAGUGGUGAUGGUGGUGAAGAUGGGAAGAGGAGGGUUCUGUCUGAAGAGGAGAUCGAUGAGCGGUGUGAGGUUUUGAGAGCGAGGUUGUUGAGGGAGUUGGAUGAGGGGGAUGAUUCUUCCAGGGGAGGGCGCUCCGGGCCUGCGGAUGACAGGAAGGGUGGAAACAAAGGGAGGAAGCAGUUCAAGGCGUAUCAGGUGCAUGAGCUUGCUGAGGCGAAGAUCGAGGAGAGUGAGCGGUUGCGGAGGGCUUUGGGGAUCAGGGAGGAUAAGGAGACGGGGGAGAUUUCGAGCUCGAGGGAUUAUGGGUUUUCUGAGAGGAGGAGGGAGAGGGAGAGGUAUUAGCUUCUUUUCUUCUUUUCUUUGUCUUUUGUAUCUGGGUUUGUUGGUUUAGGCUUUGGCGUUAGGGUUAUCAUUGUCAUUAAUAGUUCUUUUACUAUGUUGAUC
Messenger RNA from Aspergillus candidus, 1034 nucleotides. RefSeq names its product U2-type spliceosomal complex subunit CWC21 (gene cwc21). The transcript has a single exon. Lineage: Eukaryota; Fungi; Ascomycota; Eurotiomycetes; Eurotiales; Aspergillaceae. The record is from RefSeq and is a predicted model, not a curated record. Bases 240 to 932 code for a protein of 230 amino acids.